This is a messenger RNA of Brachypodium distachyon (stiff brome), 2003 nucleotides long. Its product is annotated as 2-alkenal reductase (NADP(+)-dependent). The record is from RefSeq and is a predicted model, not a curated record. Gene Ontology annotation, biological process: carbohydrate metabolic process. Gene Ontology annotation, molecular function: polygalacturonase activity; oxidoreductase activity, acting on the CH-CH group of donors, NAD or NADP as acceptor. The transcript is spliced from 8 exons. Lineage: Eukaryota; Viridiplantae; Streptophyta; Magnoliopsida; Poales; Poaceae. Bases 16 to 1911 code for a protein of 631 amino acids.
CUCGACCGAUCAAUAAUGGUGGUGAAGGCGCCCCUGCUGAGCCUGCUAGUGAACCUCCAUGCGGCGCUCCUGUUCCUGCCUGCGCCGGGAUCGGCGCAAGUGUACGACGUGACGCGCUACGGAGCGCGGCCGGACGGCGUGACGGACUCGGCGGUGCCGUUCCUGCGCGCGUGGGCCGACGCGUGCCGCUCUCCGGGCCUGGGCCCGGCCACGGUCCACGUGCCGCCCGGCGUGUUCCUGCUCGGGCGGAGCACCACCUUCUCCGGCCCGUGCAAGGCCCGGUCCAUCGCCUUCAGCAUCGCCGGCACGCUGCUCGCCCCCGCGGGCUACGGCUGGGACUCGGCCGGCCCCGGGCGCUGGAUCACCUUCGAGUCCGUCGACCGCCUCACCGUCUCCGGCGGCACCCUCGACGCCCGCGGCGCCUCCCUGUGGGCCUGCAAGAAGCAGCAGCAGCUCUUGCACCCCCUCCUCCACUGCCCCUCCGGCGCCUCGUCGUUGACGAUCUCGAACUCGAAGGGGGUGCUGGUGGAAGGGGUUCGGUCGGUGAACAGCGAGCUGUUCCACGUGGUGGUGCUGCAGAGCCACGGCGUGACGCUGCGGCGGGUGGCGGUGGAGGCGCCCGGGGACAGCCCCAACACGGACGGGAUACACGUCCACAUGUCCAGCCACGUGUCCGUGUACGACGCCAACAUCCGCACCGGCGACGACUGCGUCUCCAUCGGCCCCGGCAACUCCCACCUCUGGGUCGAGCGCGUCGCCUGCGGCCCAGGCCACGGCAUCAGGCACGUUCCUGCCGGAACGCUCAGGGGAGCACGCUCGGGCUCGUCGUGCCCCCGAGCUGCCUCUGAGCAAGCGGAGCCGCCGGCGGCGGCGGCUGUGGCGAGGAACAGGAAGGUGGUGCUGCGGGAGUACAUCAGCCGGGCGCCGCGGGAGGACGAUAUGGCGCUCGUCGACGACGGCGGCACCGUGGCGCUGCGCGUCCCCCCCGGGGGAGCCGACCCGGCGGUGCUGGUGAAGAACCUCUACCUCUCCUGCGACCCCUACAUGCGCGGCCGGAUGCGGGACUUCCACCACUCCUACAUCCCCCCGUUCAAGCCAGGAUCGGUUAUACAAGGUUUGGGGGUGGCGAGAGUGGUGGAUUCCACUCAUCCGGGGUUCAGUGCGGGUGACAUUGUUUCGGGAAUGACUGGUUGGGAGGAAUACAGCCUGAUUGACAAGCCUGGCCAGCUGAAUAAGAUUCAGCAAAGUGACAUACCACUCUCUUAUCAUUUGGGGCUUCUCGGCAUGCCUGGUUUUACAGCUUAUGUUGGAUUCUAUGAGGUCUGCUCACCGAAGAAAGGAGACUUUGUCUUUGUUUCUGCUGCAUCAGGAGCAGUUGGUCAGAUUGUUGGCCAACUUGCAAAACUCCAUGGCUGCUAUGUUGUUGGAAGUGCCGGAACAAACCAGAAAGUUGAGCUCCUAAAAGAUAAGUUUGGAUUUGAUGCAGCUUUUAAUUACAAAGAGGAGCCUGAUUUGAUGGCGGCCUUAAAAAGGUACUUUCCUGAAGGUAUUGACAUCUACUUUGAGAACGUAGGUGGACCAAUGCUAGAUGCUGUACUCCUCAACAUGCGGACGCAUGGUCGCAUUGCGGUAUGCGGUAUGAUAUCCCAGCAUGGAAUGACUGAUCCUGUAGGGAUCCACAACCUCUUUUGCCUGGUAUCGAAACGGAUAAGGAUGCAGGGCUUCAUCCAGAGUGAUUACCUACACUUAUUCCCAAAGUUCCUUGAUGACAUGGCCAAGCAUUACAGGGAUGGCAAGAUCGUGUAUGUAGAAGACAUGAGCAUCGGUCUGGAGAAUGCAGCUGCUGCCUUUGUUGGUCUAUUCAGUGGUAAAAAUGUUGGCAAACAAGUCGUGUGCGUGUCACAAGAGUGAAGUACGUGUACAUUCUGAUGAGUAUUACAAACCUCUCGUGAUUCAAAUAAAUAAUAAAGAUUAUCAAACCUUUCAUGUUUGUUUUUGUUGAA